AACUCUUCUCUCUAUGCGGCCAAGUGGGCACCAGCUCGCGCCUCGGUGGCUCCGAAUCCCGAAAUGAUUCAUAAAGAAGGUUAGAUAUCAACACUGGAUCCAGUGCCCACUUCUACCCGAUGGCUUGGCGUGCCUAUCUCGACAUUUCUCGACACUUCGUCCUCAGGACGUGCGCAGGCUUACCGUUGACGAGAUCAGUCAGUUUCAAUACUGUAGUAGGGUGUGUCAGCAGAAAGGGCACGUGGGAGUUACAGCAAUCGGUCUGCCAUAUCACGCAAUCCACUGUUGGAACUUAUCUGAACGGCGGCACAUUUUCUGAGACCGAGAGCCGAAACCAUACCUGAUGCGGUUAAUUCUCCUAGCACCAAACACCGGCGACUCAAAACACCAUCACCAGAGCUAAUCUACUUGAAGAUGAACAGGCUGACUU
Messenger RNA from Aspergillus welwitschiae, 430 nucleotides. RefSeq lists its product as uncharacterized. The coding region runs from base 120 to 344 and encodes 74 amino acids. The record is from RefSeq and is a predicted model, not a curated record. NCBI's taxonomy places the organism in Eukaryota, Fungi, Ascomycota, Eurotiomycetes, Eurotiales, Aspergillaceae. The transcript has 2 exons.